Triticum aestivum (bread wheat) is the source of this 1586-nucleotide messenger RNA. RefSeq names its product mitogen-activated protein kinase 5. Gene Ontology annotation, molecular function: MAP kinase activity; ATP binding. The transcript is spliced from 5 exons. Gene Ontology annotation, biological process: protein phosphorylation. The record is from RefSeq and is a predicted model, not a curated record. Lineage: Eukaryota; Viridiplantae; Streptophyta; Magnoliopsida; Poales; Poaceae. The coding region runs from base 218 to 1327 and encodes 369 amino acids.
CUCCCGCUCGCUUUCUCGCUACCUUCCUCAGCUGAGCCGAGAGCAAAGCAUUAGCGGAGCCGCCCUUUUCUAUUUAUAAUUCCCUCCUCCUCACCCCUACAAGAAUCGAGAGCCAGGAUAAAGUCAAUCAUCAGCUCAGCCUCAUCCCGUUGCGCGUGCGUCCGUGCGUGUUGCCUCCUGUGAUUGGGUUUCCGGUUAGUUUCUUGGCUGUUUGAGAAUGGACGGCGCUCCGGUGGCCGAGUUCCGGCCGACGAUGACGCACGGCGGCCGCUUCCUCCUCUACAACAUAUUCGGCAACCAGUUCGAGAUCACGGCAAAGUACCAGCCGCCGAUCAUGCCCAUCGGCCGCGGCGCCUACGGGAUCGUCUGCUCGGUGAUGAACUUCGAGACGAGGGAGAUGGUGGCAAUCAAGAAGAUCGCAAACGCCUUCGACAACAACAUGGACGCCAAGCGCACGCUCCGGGAGAUCAAGCUCCUCAGGCACCUCGACCACGAGAACAUAGUAGGCCUCCGAGAUGUGAUCCCGCCGGCGAUCCCGCAGUCCUUCAACGACGUCUACAUCGCCACCGAGCUCAUGGACACGGACCUCCACCACAUCAUCCGCUCCAACCAAGAACUCUCAGAAGAACACUGCCAGUACUUCCUGUACCAGCUGCUGCGCGGCCUCAAGUACAUCCACUCGGCGAACGUGAUCCACCGCGACCUGAAACCGAGCAACCUGCUACUGAACGCCAACUGCGACCUCAAGAUCUGCGACUUCGGCCUCGCGCGGCCGUCGUCGGAGAGCGACAUGAUGACGGAGUACGUGGUCACGCGGUGGUACCGGGCCCCGGAGCUGCUGCUCAACUCCACCGACUACUCGGCCGCCAUCGACGUCUGGUCCGUCGGCUGCAUCUUCAUGGAGCUCAUCAACCGCGCGCCGCUCUUCCCGGGGAGGGACCACAUGCACCAGAUGCGGCUCAUCACGGAGGUGAUCGGCACCCCCACCGACGACGACCUGGGCUUCAUCCGGAACGAGGACGCCAGGAGGUACAUGAGGCACCUGCCGCAGUUCCCUCGCCGGUCCUUCCCGGGACAGUUCCCCAAGGUGCAGCCCGCCGCGCUGGACCUCAUCGAGAGGAUGCUCACCUUCAACCCGCUGCAGAGGAUCACAGUUGAAGAGGCGCUCGAGCACCCGUACCUAGAGCGGCUUCACGACGUCGCCGAUGAGCCCAUCUGCACGGACCCCUUCUCCUUCGACUUCGAGCAGCACCCUCUGACGGAAGACCAGAUGAAGCAGCUCAUAUUCAACGAAGCCCUCGAGUUGAACCCCAACUUCCGAUACUAGACGAUUCAUUCCUAGUUGCCCAACCCCCAAUAGUAUGAUUUCGGUGUAAAACUGUCUGUAAAUAGGAGUAAGAUCAAAGAACAUGGUAGGUUGCGCACUGCAUUUGUUUGUUUGUUCCGUGUAAGUUGUUGCUGCUUCUUCAGACCUUUGUCCCUUGGCUAUGCGAAUAAAAAAUUUGGAGUAUGAUUUGAGAGCAAAUCAUUCUCUAGUCUACGAAGAAAUAGAUUUUAUUAAUCAGGUGGAUGCUCACCUGAUAUCA